Aspergillus pseudonomiae is the source of this 1834-nucleotide messenger RNA. RefSeq names its product kynureninase 2. The coding region runs from base 244 to 1653 and encodes 469 amino acids. Gene Ontology annotation, biological process: NAD+ biosynthetic process. Gene Ontology annotation, cellular component: cytoplasm. Gene Ontology annotation, molecular function: pyridoxal phosphate binding; kynureninase activity. The record is from RefSeq and is a predicted model, not a curated record. Lineage: Eukaryota; Fungi; Ascomycota; Eurotiomycetes; Eurotiales; Aspergillaceae. The transcript has 4 exons.
CAGGAAUAAUUACAGGAGUGCAAUAUGGUAUGGGUCCCCUGGCGAAGAAGGGUAUUGUCGGACUGGUCCUAUUCUCAACACGGAUGUGAGGCGGAAGCGGAUAGCCAUCCGUCCUGAGCAACCGAAGGACGACGAGAUGCAGAUGGCAUGCAAUGACGUAUAAAGACACACCUGUAGUCCACCGAAUCAGAAAGUAAUUCAUUCUUAAUAAAAAUCCUGAAAAGUUACCGAAAUCAGUACACGAUGUCUAACGUUAAGUCGUCCAAGCCGGUUUUUCCUCAAAAUGCAGGGUCAAUAGAAUACGCGGCGUCGCUUGACGCAGCAGACCCGUUGGCAUCAUUCCGUGAAAAGUUCAUUAUCCCUUCAAAGGCAAACGUCAAUAGCAAGAAGCUUGCGAAGCCAGGUCUCUCAUCAGACCCAUGCAUUUACUUCUGUGGCAACUCUCUAGGUAUUCAGCCAAAGGCCACAGCGAAAUACUUGGAAGCACAGUUGGACACUUGGUCAUCAAUUGGUGUAUCCGGUCAUUUUGUAGAGCUCGAGGGCUCUCCUCUGAAAUCAUGGCAAUUGCUUUCGGAACAAGCCGCAGCAUCGAUGAGUAAGAUUGUCGGAGCACAAGCAGAUGAGGUUGCAGCAAUGGGAACCCUAACUGCAAACCUUCAUCUCUUGCUUGCAAGCUUCUAUAAGCCGACUCCAACAAAGCAUAAGAUUCUGUUAGAUUGGAAGGCUUUCCCCAGCGAUCAUCAGUAUGCAAUCGAAUCUCAUCUGGCCUGGCACGAUCUUGACCCGAAGCAAUCCAUGGUUCUCAUUGGCCCUGACGAGGGCGAGUAUGAGAUCUCCACAGAAAAGAUCUUGUCUUACAUUGACGAGCAUGCUGAAAGUGCAGCUCUCAUUCUUUUGCCAGGAAUCCAAUACUACACUGGGCAGCUUUUCGACAUCCAAAGGAUCACAGCCUAUGCACAGUCACGAAAUCUUACUGUUGGGUGGGAUUUAGCGCAUGCGUACGGCAACGCUGAGGUGAAAUUACAUGACUGGAAUGUCGACUUUGCAGUGUGGUGCACGUAUAAAUAUGGAAAUUCUGGACCUGGGGGAAUGGGAGGCCUUUUCGUCCACGAGAGGCACGGUCGAGUUGAUUAUAGCGAAGGAGAAGACACUCCAAAGUUUAGGCAUCGUCUGACUGGGUGGUACGGUGGUGAUAGAAGCGUGAGGUUCAAGAUGGACAAUAAGUUCAAGCCGAUCCCCGGAGCAGGUGGUUGGCAACUUUCGAAUCCUUCGGCUAUUGAUCUUGCAUCCCUCUGCGCCUCGUUGUCCGUUUUUGACGAGACAUCUAUGGCUGAGCUGCGCAAGAAGUCCGUUAUGCUAACGGCGUACUUGGAGCAUCUCUUGCUAAAAGAUACCACUGAUGAAACACGUCCUUUCCGCAUUAUCACGCCACUAGACCCCGAGGCAAGAGGGGCUCAACUCAGUCUACUACUAAAGCCCGGCUUGUUGCAGAACGUCUCCCAGAAAUUGCAAGAAGGGGGCAUAGUUUGUGACAAGAGAGAGCCAGGUGUUGUCCGCGUUGCCCCUACUCCCCUGUACAACACCUUCACCGACGUAUGGAAUUUUGUGAGUUAUUUCAAGGCUGCACUGGACGAACCAGUACUGAAGAAUUGAAUUGCGCCUUGAGAUAACCUCAAAGCCAGUGACGGUGUGGUUAAAUCAACAUCAACCUCCGCCUGUGGUAUGUGAUCUCUUGGCCGCUUUCUGUUUGCCUGUUCCCAAGUCAGCUGUAAUAUAAGAGAGCAAUUGGGCUAUAUAUUGACCAAAUAUAAUGAAUAAAUGAAAAGAAAAGGUA